Messenger RNA from Angiostrongylus costaricensis, 498 nucleotides. The record is from the annotation of a GenBank genome assembly. Lineage: Eukaryota; Metazoa; Nematoda; Chromadorea; Rhabditida; Metastrongylidae.
AUGCUUGCUGCAUUCAUCGUCUUUGUACCAAUGGUACUGACAAGGGAGAUAACGCUAUGCGACUACUUCAGGCCGUUUCCACUGUGCACUACGAAUUUCCAUUCGUGUAUGUCCUCCUCGCUAUGCGAAUCUGGCACCGUUUGCAUGAACGACAUCACUUCCAGCUCGUGUUGUAUCAAUCCGGUGAAAAAAAUACCUAUACGGUGUCACCUAAGCUUAGCUUAUAGGUGCACAAGCGACUACGACUGCCAUGGUUCGUCUACAAUGCCGGCGUUGUGCUGCCCAACUGGAUGCAACUAUAAUAUGUGCGUCCAUGUAGGAGUCCCACAGUCCCAUCCACUUAUCCGAAGGCAAACCGUGUUCUCUUCGCUUGACGGCGGCGAACCGUGCCCUGAUCCAUACACCGUCGGCAUCACGUGCACAGCUGGAAGAGCGAACAGUUGGUGUCUGACGGAUUCGGAGUGUCCAUCAGUGAAUUCACUACAUCCACGAAAGUAA